Messenger RNA from Corythoichthys intestinalis (scribbled pipefish), 6220 nucleotides. It is a transcript of the gene nfascb, whose product is annotated as neurofascin homolog (chicken) b. The record is from RefSeq and is a predicted model, not a curated record. Gene Ontology annotation, molecular function: cell-cell adhesion mediator activity. Gene Ontology annotation, cellular component: axon; plasma membrane. Gene Ontology annotation, biological process: cell-cell adhesion; axon guidance; brain development. Bases 2170 to 5712 code for a protein of 1180 amino acids. The transcript is spliced from 27 exons. NCBI's taxonomy places the organism in Eukaryota, Metazoa, Chordata, Actinopteri, Syngnathiformes, Syngnathidae.
UCUUCACAAGUGUAUGUAAACUUUUGACCACAACUGUAUAAAUGGUAAAUGGUGUUAUACUUAUAUAGCGCUUUUCCACCUUUCAAGGCGCUCAACUUUAUAGACCACAUUAAUUGUCAUGUUCAAUACAGAUACUGUUUUACUCAUUGGUGCACUGAAUCCUGAUGGUACAGAACAAUUGAGAAUAUGUUUGGUUAUCACCUUGCUGUGAUGACUUGCUGUUACGUCCCACGGAUGGCUCGCUAAGGACGUAACAUAAAAAAAGCCACACGUAUACAAGUGGACACAAUUCAUUUACUAUAAUCAAACUCGCAAUGAACAGAAUAUACAAAAUACGAAUUAAGCUUCAGGGUAAGCCCAGGCCAAAAUAACAAACAAAAGGAAUCUGCACUUAAACCCCACCCGCUAACUAAACCCUGAUCGUGAAAAAAAGAAAAUAAAGAAAAGACAGCCACUACCCUAGCUUCUUACACUAAAUAAAACACAAGAAAAUGGGUUGAACAGAAAUGGCAGCUUACCCCUACUGCUUCAGUGCUCUUAUUUACAGUGGUGAACAAAAAAAACAUCCAAUAACGAAUAAACAAAAAAGACCUCACUGAAAACGCGGGAGUGUAUCAAACUAGUGAUCAAAUGCACACGAGAGUGAAUGGCGAGCAAACAGCUGGCGAGGAGGACCGCAGCACGAAUGUUGUCAAUGCGACCUCUCAGAGUGUUGACAGCGGCAGGUUUUUGAAGCUUGGCGCCCUUUCAUCGUGGCCAAUCAGCAGCGGCGACGUUGUCGGUCCGUCCGGCGUCGAUCAGCUUUCGUCACAGUGGGAGGGGAAGCAGCCAGUUGGCAGAGGCGAGGAUCAGCUGACUGUUGGCUUCUCAGAAUAAAACAAUUAAACGGCCAGGGCCGUCACACUUGCACUGAAUGAAAACUUGAUUAUCGUGAGUGACAUAUUAGGCAACUCCACUCUAAAAUUGCUGAUUCCAUUAAAGGAUGAUUUUUAUUCAUAUACAGUACAGACCAAAAGUUUGGACACACUUUCUUAUUCGUACGUUUUCUUUAUUUUCAUGACUAUUUACAUUGUAAAUUCUCACUGAAGGUAAUAAAACUGUGACUGAACACGUGUGGAAUUACAUACUUAGCACAAAAAAAGGUGAAAUAACUGAAAACAUGUAAUGUUCUAGUAUCUUCAAAGUAGCCACCCUUUGUUCUGAUUACUUUUUUGCACACUCUUGCCAUUCUCUUGAUGAGUUUCAGGAGGGAGUCACCUAAAAUGGUGCUUGACUUCACAGGUAUGCCUUUUCGGGGUUAAUUAGUGGAUUAAUUGCUUUAUCAAUGGGGUUAGGACCUUCAUUUGUGUUGCAUUGAAUGAGGUGUGCCCACACCUUUGGUCUGUACUGUAUGUAGAAGGAUGGGAUUUGAUAUUUUCAGGUGGCUUAAAAUCAAUUCAACUAGUGUGACAGAAAUAGAGUAAAUUGCUAAAUUCUGGUAAGUGGAUACUGUAGGUGAGAUUUCAAACAAGAAAAGUUCACAAUCUUUGAUCACAGAGGGAUCACUUUCUGUACAACCAUCCCAACUAUAAUCAUUUAAGUGUUGACAAAUGAUGUAAUAGUUGAUCACUAAAUGACAUGCUAUCCAAUCACUGAAUUUCUGUGGUUUAAUCCCGCCCAAAUCUCUCAAAGCUGAGACACUGUGUCCACAAUAGGGGGCCUUGAUUGUAAACAAUAGUUUAUUCAGAAAAUGCUGCAUGGUGCCAGUCACAGUUAAGAUAAGGUCAGUAAGAAACACUUUGCUCCACUAAAAUUCAGCCUCACAUGAAACAAGAAAAUAACUUAAGUUUUUCAAUUGAGAUGUAUUAAGACGGUUGACAAGGGUACUCUUGCUUCAACUUAGCAGUGCUUUUUAGUUGUAUUCUGGAACCACAGUGGCAUUGACGUUAUUUGUGUCAGCGGUUCACGGUGAAUUUAUAACCUCAAACCCGGAGUAUCACAGUUGUCGAGCAGGCAUUGUUGAACUCUGUUUUAUCUGACGUGCUUGCUUACCUGGAACCAAUGCUAGUGACACUGAAGAUGAGAAAAAAUGAGGGCUCUGAUUUUCACGGCAACUAACAGAAAAGGACACGGAGCAACGCAAGUACUUAAAGAGUUUGUGACAACCGGUGGACCCCAUGCACAUUAAAGAUGGGUGCUCUGGUCCAACCAGCACUCUUGAUGCUUUUAUGGCACAGUGUUUGGCCUUUGGACAUCCCUCUGGAAAUCCGACAACCCCCAAGCAUCAUCAAGCAGUCGAUGAAGGAGCAUAUUGUUGACCCCAAAGACACCAUGGUCAUUGAGUGCGAGGCCAAGGGAAACCCUCACCCUAUUUUCUCGUGGAGACGCAACGGGAAAUAUUUCAACGUGGCGCGUGAUCCGCACACAUCUAUGCGCAGGCGUUCGGGGACACUGGACAUCUACGCCCGCAACAAUCCCGAGGUGUAUGAGGCAGAAUAUCAGUGCAUUGCCUCCAAUCAGUAUGGCUCUGCAUACUCCCAUAAGAUCAGACUGCAAUUGUACAGAGCUCCUGUGUGGCCGAGAGAGAUUGUGGAACCAGUGGUAAUAAGUGCUGGCUCCCCUUUGGUCCUGUCCUGUGACACCCCAACUGGGCCGCCUAAACCUGAAACCUACUGGAUGACAAGCUGCUCCUAUGCCAGACCAUUCAACUGGCCAAUUCAAACAGCCUUCCCUACCAUGCGCGCCGUACGGCAAGACCGUCGGGUGUCUAUGGGUCUCAACGGGGACCUGUAUUUUUCCAACGUUCUAUUCAACGACUCUGCCUCAGACUUCUGCUGUAGCGCCCGCUUUCCCUACAAGAAUGCCAUCCAGCAAAAGAUGCCAGUGGUCGUCAAGGUUCUCACAACUCGAGCGGUGGUGGAGGCUGCCCCCACCUGGUUGUCUCCCAUGGGCUCGUCCAGCUCUGUUCUGGUCCUUCUUGGGGAGGAACUGCUGCUGGAGUGCAUUGCUGCAGGAGUGCCCACUCCUCUUAUUACCUGGACAAAGGAUGGUUAUGACUUGCCGGUGAUCCAUCGAAUGAAAAUCAAAAACUUCAACAAGAUGGUUCAAAUCCCCAAGGCCACUUUUGAGGAUGCAGGCGAGUACAUGUGUACUGCAACCAAUAAGAUCAGCUACAUCCAGCACACCAUAACCGUCAUGGUUAAAGCGGCUCCGUUCUGGUUAGAAAAGCCUGAAAAUUUAGUUUUGGCUCCAGAGGAAAGUGGGAAUUUGGUGUGUCGUGCCGAUGGCGUUCCUCGUCCCACAAUCAGCUGGUUCAUCAAUGGAGAACCUAUUGAGGAUGCUACACCGCAAUCCAACAGACGGGUAUCAGGAGAUACGCUAACCCUCAGCAGUGUGGCCGCCAUCAACACAGCUGUCUACCAGUGCAAUGUCUCAAACCCGUAUGGCUACUUAUUGGCCAACGCUUUUGUCAACGUACUACAUGCAACACCCCGCAUUCUUGGGGUGAGGGAUGAACACAUCAAGGUCGUAGAGGGACGCCGCACCUUCUUAGACUGCCGGUACUUUGGCUCUCCGGUGCCUGACUUACGAUGGUCCAAAUACGGCCAGGGGAAUCUGGAGGGAAAUCGUUUCAAGGUGCACAGCAACGGCACCCUGGAGAUAAGGCGCACGCAGAUCGAGGAUCAGGGAACCUACAUAUGUGUGGUCAGCAACAUCGCAGGUCGAGAUGAGAGUCAAGUCCGAAUUGAGGUCAAAGAACCUACCUUUAUUAUGAAACGACCGCAGAAUAUGAAAGUCAUCCGUGGAAGUGAUGUCCGUUUGGAAUGUGACGUGAAAGCAGACGCCACAACUCCUGUCACAACCACCUGGAUGAAAGAUACAAACACAGUUACACUUGGCUGGAGAAUAUCCCUGGAUGAAUCGAAUUUGGUAAUCACCAACGUUAACAGAGGUGACGCCGGCAUUUACACGUGUGUCAUCAAGAGUGAACUUGACCAAAUAUCUGCAUCAGCACGCCUAAUGGUGAUGGAUUAUCCUGAUCCUCCAACUAAACUUGAGCUGUCGGAUCCUUACGAAAGAAGUGUAAGACUUAGUUGGGUGCCGGGAGACAGCAACUUCAGCCCCAUUACAGAAUAUCUGGUACAAUAUGACGAUGAUGACUGGUUACCUGGAAAGUGGAAGAACUUAUCAACAUACCCUGGAAGUCUGAACUCUGUCAUUUUGCAUCUUAUACCUUUCACGUACUAUGAGUUUCGAGUCAUCGCCAUCAAUGAAAUUGGUCCGAGUCGCCCAAGUCGUCCUUCGAUGCGCUUCCAGACCAGCGGUGCACCUCCAGAUGUCAUCCCAAAGAACGUAAAAGGUGUUGGAACAUGGAGAAACAACAUGGAGAUCAGCUGGGAGCCUCUUAGGUACAGAGAGUGGAAUGGGCCACACCUCAAGUAUCUAGUCUGGUGGCGAAGGAGAGACUCCAGAGAGGAGUGGAAGAAUGCCACCACUAAAUGGCUGAAAUAUUAUAUUUACGAUGCAGAUACAUUUACUCCUUAUGAGCUCAAAGUCCAGGCUGUGAACGACUUUGGUCUCGGCCCAGAGUCGCCCAUUGUCAUUGGGUACUCCGGAGAGGACCGUCCUGUUGGUGUACCCCAAAACUUGAGAGUGUCAGACAUUCAAAGCACACAGGUGACUGUGCACUGGGACCCAGUGGUUGAAAGCUCCAUCAUGGGACAACUGAAAGAAUACAAGAUUUACUACUGGAGGGACAGCAGCCAGCUAAGGUGGCUGCGCGUCAACAGAGCGAUGAUGUCCCAAGUGUUUGAAGACAUCGGUCCUGAGCCAUCAGGGGUCCUUACGGAGCUCACUCCCUACAGCAACUAUAAGAUGUACAUUGUGGUGGCUAACAGUCGAUAUGAAGGGCCGCCCAGCAACAAUGUACACUUUUCUACACCGGAAGGAGUUCCAUCUGCUCCGACAUCCUUCAGGAUCCAGCAGCGACACCUCGACACUAUUUAUGUGGACUGGGACCUGCCAGCAGAACCCAAUGGGAUUAUCACCGGGUAUUCCCUCAAGUACCAGACAGUGAAUGCCACUAGAGGAGAGGAACUGAAAGUAGAGGAGUUCCUUGCCAAUGUCACAAGUUUCUCGCUGCGUCGAUACGACCGUUACACUCGAUACCGAUUCUCUCUGGCUGCUCGAACUCGACUGGGUUUGGGGGAAUGGUAUACUGAAGAGUCGCCACACUACACCACUGAGAUCUACGCACAGGACCAAGUUGACAUAUCCACUAAAGGCUGGUUUAUUGGGAUCAUGUGUGCUGUGGCCCUCAUCGUGGUCAUGCUUCUCAUCGUGUGUUUCAUCAAAAGAAGUCGAGGAGGGAAAUACCCAGUGCGGGAAAAGAAAGAUAUUUCACUGGAACCCGUGGAUGACAUAGAUCAAGAAGGCUCCUUUGAUUAUCGGUCUCUUGAAAGGAUUACACGCGUCACCUCUUUGGCCUACCCACGGUGGGAGGAGGAAAGGGGUCUCCAGAGAGGCCCGCCUGCCAGAGAGUCUGUGAUGAAAAGGACCGAGAGCGACGACAGCCUAGUGGACUAUGGAGACAUAGGAGGAGACAUACCGUUCAAUGAGGACGGUUCCUUCAUUGGCCAGUACACUGCGCAAAGGAGAGACGUAAGGGACUUGGACUUUGGGGGGAGUCUGGAGCUUCAUUCUCCAAUGAACGCCAUCUACUCCCUGGCUUGAAACUAUGGAAAAUGGAAAACGUGGACUGCCAGAGCCAGCAGCUGCAUGAGAUGGUGUCCAAGCAGCUGGGAAAACAAAAUGUCAUUUGCAUAAUCACACCUGCACCUACAUACACAUUUGCAUGGUUGUCAAGUGGAGCCCUGCAAGUCAGCCUGACUUUCACAAUGUACAAAGUACAUGGCACGUUAGUCUGGUCUUCUGUGGUUUUAGUUUAAUUUUAAAAUCGAUGCUAGAGGUAGCAUUCAGUCUAACAAGCACAGACUGAAUCUGAAAGAACCAAUCACAAAAGACUCACACAAUUGGUUCUAGUUAAUUUAUAGUUCACAAACAAUCCUGGCAUGCAGUCGAAUUGAAUGAGCGCACCGGUAAACGAUAACUGCCGUUUUUUAUGAAAAAAAAAAAUCUAACAGUAUGUGGUGUAUUCUUAUUGUUAGAGAUGUCCCGAUCGAUCGGCAUUGAUCGGGUCCGAUCACGUCAUUUUCAAAGUAUCGGAAUCGGCAAAAAAAUA